Molecule: messenger RNA, 1533 nt
Organism: Uncinocarpus reesii 1704
Lineage: Eukaryota; Fungi; Ascomycota; Eurotiomycetes; Onygenales; Onygenaceae
Exons: 3
Coding region: 1-1533 (510 amino acids)
Biological process (GO): establishment of cell polarity; septin ring organization
Cellular component (GO): nucleus; cytoplasm; division septum
Molecular function (GO): guanyl-nucleotide exchange factor activity
Source: RefSeq, a predicted model, not a curated record
AUGGAUUCCGCGAUAAGCCCCGGCCAUGUGAUGGCCGAAGAUAAUAUCAUCAAUCGGAGAGGAGGCGAGUCAUUAUAUCAAAGCUGCGCCAAUCUGAAAAAGCGACUCGCAGAGGUCCCCGGCUUCGAGCCGCAUCUUGCAGAAAUGGAAGCCCUGGAUAAAGCCCAGGAAGUCAGCGACCCGGUGGCAUCUGUGUGGGGGUGUUUGCAAAACGGGUACCCUCUGAUGUCGAUAUUCAACGCUACCCAGCCCGCUGAACCGUUGACUUUGGAUGAAAGCAAAGUGCAGGAACACAGAAGGCCGAAGGCGGCGGCUUUCAAAUUUCUACAAGCUUGCUUGCAGGAUUUGGAGUUCCCGCAGCAAGAAUGUUUCCUCAUCACCGAUCUUUACGGCGAGAGCACUACUGGCUUUGUCAAGGUCAUCAAAAUGGUGAAUCGGGUUUUGGACAUUCUGGAAAUGCAAGGCCAGCUUUACAAGCCUUCGAACACGAACUCUGGCCCUGUUGAGCGAGAACGGACCAAGCUUACCCACCGAGAACAUAUCCUCAAGGAAAUGCUUGAAACGGAAAGGGACUAUGUCCACCAUUUGCAAAAUUUACAAGCGCUGAAAAAGGAGUUGGAAGAAACUGGUGCCCUCAACGGUGAUUCCAGUCACCAAAUUUUUCUUAACCUAAACAACCUGCUUGAUUUUGCGCAAAGGUUCCUAAUUCGAAUGGAGCAACACAAUGCACUCCCUGAAGAAUCGCAGAACUGGGGCGAACUGUUCAUCAACUAUCAAGAGGGUUUCCGACAAUAUGAGCCUUUCAUAGCCAACCAACUUCGCUGUGAUGCGGUCUGCUUACGCGAAUGGGACAAAAUUCACGCAGCCCCACGCUCCCCCGACCUUCAGCAAAUGGUGGGCCAGUUGUCAACUUUAAACGGCUUCUUUGUAAAGCCGUUCCAGCGCCUGACUAAAUAUCCUUUGAUGCUUCAGGAAUUGAAAAAGCAAACGGACCAGCCGGAGCUAAGCGCAAAUAUUGCUACUGCUAUCGACAUCAUCCAACUAGUCCUAGACCGUGCGAAUAGCGCCAUCGGCAAAGAACACUUAGUUGCCGCAGUUCUAGAUUUAACUACCCGCGUCGAUGAUUGGAAAUCUCUUCGAGUCGAAGCUUUCGGCGAGUUACUUCGGUUCGGAACUUUUACCGUAUUGAAAGGCGAUACCGGAAAGGAUACAGAAAGAGAGGUUCGUAUAGUUUUCAAUACCUUCGCUUCAAAAGUCUCUGGCCAUGGAGAAAGCGCGGCCAAUUGUCCCACCACUGGAGUUACGACCAAGGAUCUCUUCGGACCCAUAUUUGCCAUAUCGGAUAACUGUGCCUGUAAGAAGCCCGGCGCCCAAGUUAUUUACCCACGGUCCGGGGACAGCUUAGGUUCUUGCCUCAGGGACUACAUCCCAGGUGAGAACCAGGACAGAAAGGCCCUAUACCCUAAAAAAGGUCAAAUUUCCCGCAUUACAGUCCGGUCAACAGCUCCUACAAAGGUUUGCUGGCGUACCUAA